Molecule: messenger RNA, 2700 nt
Organism: Dothidotthia symphoricarpi CBS 119687
Lineage: Eukaryota; Fungi; Ascomycota; Dothideomycetes; Pleosporales; Dothidotthiaceae
Product: CP2 transcription factor family protein-like protein
Exons: 5
Coding region: 93-2531 (812 amino acids)
Biological process (GO): regulation of transcription by RNA polymerase II
Cellular component (GO): nucleus
Molecular function (GO): RNA polymerase II cis-regulatory region sequence-specific DNA binding; DNA-binding transcription activator activity, RNA polymerase II-specific
Source: RefSeq, a predicted model, not a curated record
GGUCUUCAAGGCUCCCCAACAUCCGACCCACGCAACAUCACCUCUCUCGAUGCUCAAGAACUACCAGUGUACCUACCUCGAGCUUCUCCGCGAUGUUUCGCAACCGAACGAAUUCGCAGAAGCCCAAGGACGAACUGUUGCAGACGUUCAAGGCUUCCUUCCCACAUCUUGCACAGCGAUCGCAGUCAGUUGCGUUCCCGCCAGGCCACACCCUCACAGAUGCGCUCGACGUAGCACAUCCCACUCGACAUGUUGGCGAUCUUGACGAUAUCAAAGACCAGGACCCGACACCACGUGGAAGCCAUGAGCCAUGGAGGUUUACCCCGUCUCUGCUCGAUCCCAACAGCUUCGCCUUCACAUCCUUUGCAAACCAACCCCCAGGUUACUACACGCCUACGCCCGGUGGUACCAACACGCUCUAUCACAGCCAGGCAGGUGAUCUGCACACGCCGGGCUUCAGUUUUGGUCUCGGAACACCACUUUCACUCCCUACCUCAGAAGGAGGGGUGCACGCCGGUCACAAUGCACACACUCCUAACCUCCAUGGCUUCAAUCCUCAUGCCCUUGGAUCUCAUCACUUCCAAAACAUCAACCCCUUCGGUGUCCAGACUCAACACUCCCAAUCUUUUGCGCCUCACCAGUUUAGCCAUCAACCUUCCGCAUUCGACCAUGGCCACCAAUUACCGCAAUCCCACGGAGAAUCGCCCAUGGACAACAUGAUCUCAGAGGUUGAACUGCAAUCGCCCUUACUUGGGUUUGCGCCGCAGCCGCAGUCUUUCGGAGAGAGCCUUGCCGUUUCUGGCGCACAGGCCCCUCUACCAAAUCCAAAUAGUUUUCGAUUUCAUGUUACAUUGAAUGCGCCAACCGCAAUGAUUAAGCACUCAGAUGAGGUGCCUGUUACGUACCUCAACAAGGGUCAAGCCUAUUCGAUAUCGCUAGUGGACACUGCGCCAAACGCGGCGUUAUCUGGUCCUGUCAGGUAUAGAACCUUCAUCCGCAUCUCAUUCGAGGAUGAGCAACAACGGCAACGCCCUGCUGCUUGCUGGCAAUUGUGGAAGGAGGGUCGCGGAACCAACGAAGCGCAUCAACGAGGUGGUCGCCUACAGGCUGUUGAAUUUGUGGAUCCAAGCCAAGUCGGGGGUGGCGAAGUCCAAGGACGGCCAAGAGUGGAUCUAGAAUCAUCUUCCUUUGAUGGUUUUGCUGUCACGUGGACACCGGUCCACAGUACUGCACCCGAGUGCUCCCUAGCCGUACGGUUCAACUUUCUCUCUACGGACUUCAGUCACUCCAAGGGCGUCAAAGGAAUCCCAGUUCGAUUAUGCGCCAAGACUGAAAUCAUCACGGAUGUCGCUGGGUCACCACCGAGCAAGUCGGGAGCUGAGCUGUGUUACUGCAAGGUCAAACUCUUUCGCGAUCAUGGUGCUGAGCGCAAGUUGUCCAACGAUGUUGCACAUGUAAAGAAAACCAUCGACAAGUUGAAACAACAGAUCGCGCAGGUGGAGUCUGGAAUGAAAGAUUUUGGAAAGCGCAAGCGCAGUGGAUCAGUCUCGAGAAGUAGCGCAAGCUCGAGACCUGGCAAGAUGCCCAAACACAAGAGGACCUGGUCUAUGUCCUCAGCGAGCUCAAACUCCGGGGCCCGCGCACCCGCUGAAGAAGACUUGCACAUCAAGCUGGCCACUUUACAGGACAUGUUCAGCUCCACCAGGCCUGUGAGUGUGUUGUAUCUGGAAAGCGACCAGCACGACGACCCAGAUCUACAUCCAGUGCAGUUGACUGCGACCCCUCAAGAACUGUCAAAGAUGGAGACCAAUGUGGAAGCGCCAAUGUGGGAAGGACCCACUCCUCAAGCUGAGGCCUCGUCAAUCGUGUCACCGACCCCAAGCUCACAGUCUCUGCCUUCAGAUAAACGUCGAAACUCAUCGUUUCAACGCCCAUUCCACCCGCCUUCGCGGAUGAGUUCAGGUGAAUGGAGAAAUUUCCCACAAACAGCCACAGGCGAUCUGAAAGGCGCUGUCAAUUUACCUAGAGGCUCCAACGUUUCAACCAAAGUCCAAAGACCAUAUUCUGCCGAUCAUGCCCUUUCUGGAUGGAUCGACGCCUUGGGUGUCGAUCAAACAUACCAACCGCCGCCAGAGCCCAUGUUGAAGCCAGUUGCUUGCUUUUUUGUGCAACCACGCAUCGCAGGCAGACAGCCAGACGACAACUACUUCCGUGCUGUGUAUCUUAUGGAACGCACCGUCAAAGCGCUUGUCAGUGGUAUUGCGAUGAAAGUCAAUAUCGAACCGACCAAAGUCACCCGCACUAUCCGUGUCAAUCAGAAGGGACUGCAGAUUUUGAUGGACGAUGACGCAGUCAACACACUUCCGGAGCAACAAGACAUGGCAGCUGAGUUCCACGAGAUUGGCACGCCGCCAAUACACUCCAUCAAACGAGAAUGGAACGCUACACCCACAGACAUCCAAGUCGAUGGCGACAUUAGUGUUGUGGAGAACGUGCACUCGACUGGCUACGAGCUUCGCCUUCUCUUUUGAAUAUCUUCGCCUAAUAUUCCCCAGCGGCACAGUCCUAUUUCUCCACCACGUCGAAGACGUAUCACGAUUUAUCCGCUAUAAUGACUUUGUACUGGUAGUACAUUUGAAGCGAACCUGUCGACACUUUCUGGGAGACUAAUCUUGCUGAUAUGGUUGCUUGACACAACUU